AUGAUUCAUGAUCAUAGUUUCCGCUUAUGAGUAUGAAAGCAGUGCUGACCACAGAUCAGUGAGCAGUACCUUCAGCACUGCAGUCAUGGAGCGUUCAUACACACAAACCGAAGACAAGGAAGACAGAAACCCAAACUACAAAAKAUUUGGACAAGGUGAUUACAAUUGUACAAAAAACUAUAGAGUGAUUAACCUGUGUCUUGGACUCCUGAAUGCCGUGUUAUUCAUCACAGCUGUCGUUCUUGGUGUUAACUGUACCAAAAUCAAAGAAAACUCUCUUCAGGUUUCCCACUCAGCAUCCUCUGGGCUGAUCAGUGAGCUCACCUUCCUCCGUAGCAAUCACAGCGAUGUGAUUGAAGCUGAAGAUGAAGCCAAGAGGACACUAGACAUGGCAAUAAAAAAACACGCACAACUAAAGAAGCAAAUUAAGCAGCUGGAGAUCAUCAACAAUGGCUAUCAGGGACAGCUUAAAGCCCUGCGAGCAGAGAAGACGAGCCUGCAGUCCAACAUAUCAGCUUUAGAUGAAUCUUGUGGUAGAUGCCCUUCUGGGUGGGUUCUAUUUAACUCGUCCUGCUACUACUUUUCCUUCUCUGUGAAAAAGAACUGGGACGACAGCAGAGCAGACUGCAUCACACGUGGUUCUGACCUGGUUGUGAUUGAUAACCAGCAGGAGCAGAAAUUUGUGAGUGGAAUCAUUGAAAGUAAGAUGCAUCUCUUGGAUAUAUGGAAAAAUGGAUUCUGGCUCGGCCUCACCGACAUGCAUGAAGAAGGAAAGUGGAUGUGGAUCAAUAAUGUCACUGAGACUGAAAGCAGGUACUGGAUGGAAGGGGAGCCAAACAAUGCUGGCCACAGAGGAGAGGACUGUGCGGUUGCAGUUUAUGGUCCUGAUAAUCCGUGGAAGACGCGCUACGAUGACAGCUGCCACAUAAAACGUCUGAACUGGAUCUGUGAAGUCACGCCCAACUGAAUCUGUUCAGUUCAUUUUAUUGACAGCAAACUUUUCAAACAAGCCAAAUUCAAAGCACUGCACAAAUCAACAAGAUGUAAAAACCAACAGCCACUGAAUUAUCACAAUCAAUCUUCAGAUAGCAAUGACCACCAAGUCCGACACCCCUUCUCAAACAGAAGAUUAAAAAAAAGUUAAACUAAGACAGUACAGAUAAAACACGUUUUCUGUAAAAAGCACAAUAUAUUACAAAUUUCAAUUUAUUUGUGUGUUUGGGAUUCCAUGGUAUUGUGUUUAGUGUAUUUUUUGGUGUUAAAAAAAUUAAUGUCCUUGUUCUGUAAACUUUUUUUGACCAAAUUAAAAUCCAACAUUUAUU
This is a messenger RNA of Austrofundulus limnaeus, 1322 nucleotides long. Its product is annotated as CD209 antigen-like protein C. The record is from RefSeq and is a predicted model, not a curated record. The coding region runs from base 8 to 967 and encodes 319 amino acids. NCBI's taxonomy places the organism in Eukaryota, Metazoa, Chordata, Actinopteri, Cyprinodontiformes, Rivulidae. The transcript has 6 exons.